CCCCUACUACUUGUCUCUUUGCUUUUGUGACAGUCUGGAACAUGGCAGCAUCAGCCUACAAAGACUUGUUCUUGACCAUUUGUUAACCGUAAGAAUAAGUUCUCCGAUCUGUUGCAGUGCGGGAAGGUUUUUGGUGGAGAGCAGGGUGAACAAGGAAGCAAAAUCUGGGGGUGAGCAACUGCUGCUUUGCUUGCCAGUUUCAGCUGUUUGAGUUGGCCUUGCUUUACUCGGAAUCGAGCAGAUUUGUUGUGGUCAGUGUGCUGGCUAUGAAUGAUUUGGCUCUGCUACAGUGCCUUCUCCAUCCAAUGCAACCGUGGUUCAUUUUUCAUAUGAGCUAGCGUCGAGAGGAGAACCACAACCUGGUGUCACUACAAUGAGGAACUCAUCCAGUGAUAUCCCUGCCAUUAGCAAGUCAGUUCUUGGGACUUCGUGGCUUGAUCCGUGCUGGAAUCCUUCGGGCACAUCAUCAUCCGGAGGAGGAAGUUUCCUGCAAACUGGCCCUGGAACUCUUCCCCCGAGUCUCUCUCAUUUCCCAGCUGAUUCGGCUUUCAUCGAGCGCGCUGCUGCGAGGUUUUCGUGCUUCGGUGCCACAAGCUCAGGCGGCAUGGCAGCAGAUCCUUUCGAUGCCUCGAUGACCGAACGGAAGAAAGGAAGAUGGCUUGAUGUCGAGCGUGGCCAAGCUGAGUUCAGUGGAGGUGGCCAUGAACAUGGAGCUAGUUCGACCAGUGGAGCAGAGAAUUCUUCUUCCAAGAAUCUUGGUGCUAAUAAAAGGAGAUCCAUUGAGGAUGCGUCAAUGGAUCAAACACAUGGAGUCCCACAAAUCUCUACUGAAACCAAGAACAGGCAGAAAAGCUCAACUGUUAAGCCUCAUGGGAAGCAAAGCAAAGAUUUCUCUGAAGAUUACAUUCAUUUGAGGGCACGGCAUGGCCAGGCUACAAAUAGCCACAGUCUUGCAGAACGAGUAAGAAGGGAGAAGAUUAGCCAGAGGAUGAAGCUUCUUCAAGAACUUGUUCCUGGUUGCAGCAAAGUAACAGGAAAAGCCCUCAUGCUCGAUGAGAUCAUUAACUAUGUUCAAUCACUACAGCAGCAGGUUGAGUUUCUCUCAAUGAAGCUUGCAACUGUCAAUCCAAGGCUAGACAUGAACAUAGAAGCACUUCUUUCUAAAGAUCUUCUUCGGUCCCAUGGUGGUUCUUCGUCUGCCGUUGGUUUCUCACCUCAUGUGGUCGAUCCUCAAUUACAUCUAUCACAACAAGGACUCAUGCAAACCGGGAUAUUUGGCGACUUAAACACUGCAAAUUCUUUCAGAAGAACGAUAGAUUCUCAACUGAGCUUAUACAAAGGGCGUACGACUCAGAUGCCUGUUUCAUGUGAUGAAGAGCUACAAAAUGUCAUGCAAAUGGCUACUUUGUGCAGCAAUCAUUUCAACAACCGAGAAUUUGGUGAUAAAUCUUGAUCUAGUUUCCACCUAUGAAACCAUCAAGCUAUCCUAGUUCAGGUUUGCAUUGAAAGUCCUCGCAUUGCUUCAGGGUGCCAAUGUCAUAUGCAGAUGAGCCUUUGAAGUUAUCCCGGAUCUCUCUGAGCUAGUUGGUGUUAACAGCUACAUAUUUACAAUGAUCAGACACUUUAGAGUAGAAAGUUGAUUCUUAGUAACCCAUAGCAUAUGUUUAUUGUUGCUUGUUGUACAGCAGUGUUUCAAGGCUCUGCUACAUUCUAAACUGAAUUAAUUCUUACAUCUGAAGCAGAGAAAGCAAGAGCAUGCUUAAUACAAAACAAAGUUUCCUCUCUCUACAUGUUUAAUUCUAUUAUUGGAGAUGGAAUGACAUCCACAU
Musa acuminata subsp. malaccensis (wild Malaysian banana) is the source of this 1829-nucleotide messenger RNA. RefSeq names its product transcription factor bHLH49-like. The record is from RefSeq and is a predicted model, not a curated record. NCBI's taxonomy places the organism in Eukaryota, Viridiplantae, Streptophyta, Magnoliopsida, Zingiberales, Musaceae. Gene Ontology annotation, biological process: regulation of DNA-templated transcription. Gene Ontology annotation, molecular function: protein dimerization activity; DNA-binding transcription factor activity. Gene Ontology annotation, cellular component: nucleus.